This is a messenger RNA of Chaetomium strumarium, 1058 nucleotides long. Its product is annotated as pectate lyase-domain-containing protein. Gene Ontology annotation, biological process: pectin catabolic process. Gene Ontology annotation, cellular component: extracellular region. The record is from RefSeq and is a predicted model, not a curated record. NCBI's taxonomy places the organism in Eukaryota, Fungi, Ascomycota, Sordariomycetes, Sordariales, Chaetomiaceae. The transcript is spliced from 4 exons. Gene Ontology annotation, molecular function: pectate lyase activity. Bases 1 to 1032 code for a protein of 343 amino acids.
AUGCACCGCUACGCCCUCCUCGGCCUGCUGCCAGCGGCACUGGGCUGCCUGGACCCCAAGAACAACCCAUGCGCCAGCUACAUGAGCGCCAACCAGGCGACGGCCUCGGCCUUCUGCGCCACCUUCACGCAGAGCAAGGCGACGGCCUCGACAGGGCUUCCCGCGUGGGCGGCCAACUGCAGCAACAAGCCCAGCAUGAUCUCCAAGGAGUGCUCGUGCUAUUUCACGGGCGGUGCGGCCGCGGGCCCCACGCAGACAUCGACAUCGACGGCCAAGACGACGGCGGCACAGCAGACGACGGCGAAGACAACGGCCACCGCCGCGCCCAUCGUCACAGCCGCGCCCUCGGGUGUCACCACGAAGCUCCCCCAGAGCUCCGGGGCCGUGUCCAGCUCCAAGGCCAUCACGCUCACCGCCGGCCAGGUGUUUGAUGGCGGCAUGAAGAACUAUGACCGGUCACCCGCGGUCUGCCAGGGUCAAACAGAGACGGGCGAGGCGGAUGCCAUGUUCGUCCUCGAGGACGGCGCGACUCUCCAGAAUGUUAUCAUCGGUCCCAACCAGGCCGAGGGCGUCCACUGCAAGGGCACUUGCACCCUGAUCAACGUCUGGUGGGAGGAUGUGUGCGAGGAUGCGCUCACCCUCAAGCAGGAGAGCGGCACGUCCAACGUGAUCGGCGGCGGCGCGUUCCACGCCGACGACAAGGUCGUGCAGUUCAACGGCUUCGGCACCGUCUCGAUCACGGACUUCUACGCCAACGACUACGGCAAGCUGGUGCGCAGCUGCGGCAACUGCAAGAACAACGGCGGGGCGCGCCACGUGGUCCUCGACGGCGUCAAGGCCGUCGACGGCGGCGUGCUGUGCGGCAUCAACACCAACUACGGCGACACGUGCACCGUCACCAACUCGUGCCAGGACGACGGCAAGAGCUGCGACCGCUUCGAGGGCAACAGCGACGGCGACGAGCCCCCCAAGAUCGGCUCCGGCCCGGACGGCACCUACUGCAAGGUUACCGGGCUAUCGACCACUUGUUAAAUAAGAUAGGUACUGCUACUACUGCC